Apis mellifera (honey bee) is the source of this 1380-nucleotide messenger RNA. RefSeq lists its product as uncharacterized. The record is from RefSeq and is a predicted model, not a curated record. The transcript is spliced from 3 exons. Bases 183 to 977 code for a protein of 264 amino acids. Lineage: Eukaryota; Metazoa; Arthropoda; Insecta; Hymenoptera; Apidae.
GGGCUUCCGUUACGGACAGUCCAGUUACAGUGCUCUGUGCAAGCACGCAUCUCACGCGGCCCAAAGUGUCAAACCGAGCGAACCGAAGGUGGCCGAACGAAACUUCAUCGAGAACAAACCUUGCAAUAAUAAUAAUAAUAGUAAUCUUGCUUCGGGUUUCGUUCUACUUCUCGAAGAGAGACAUGGUUCGACGGUUGGCGCAUUGUUCCGUUCAUCUGGCUCUCCUGUUGGCCGUGGCUUCGGCCAGGUCGGCCGAGACCAAUCCCACGACCAAUUCCAUCGACGGGGAGGCGGGUAGAUCGGCAACGGGGAACGGCAACGUGUUCGGGGAUCUACGGCAGAUGUAUCAGAUCUACAAGGAAUGCGCGGACGAGGAUCUCAGUUCCUGUUUGAAAGUGAGGCUGUUGUCGGUCAUAGACAGGGUGUCGAGGAGCGUCCAGUUGAACGUCGCGGACGGAGUCACGUUCGUCCAGGACGAUCCAAUUUCGGAGGCCAACGUUGCGUCGGACGAGCCGCCGAAAUCGUUACAGGAGAUCGAGGCUAGCCUGCCGAGAAGUUUGGAGGACAAGGAGGACGCGUUGAACGCAAUGAUCUUCGACAAGGUGGUCAAGUUCUUCCAGAGCCACACGUUGAAGUUGAAACUGCCCAAUGUGGAGGAACUUCAACGGAGUCUCGUCGAGGAAGGUCGCAAAAAGAAGAAGAACAUGAGCGGUCUUCUCGCCAUUCCCCUUCUGAUCGGUGGAACCCUGGUGCCGCUAGCUCUGGGAGCGUUGGCCCUCCUGGCCGGGAAAGCUCUGAUCGUGAGCAAGCUCGCUCUCGUGCUGGCCUCCAUCAUCGGUUUGAAGAAGCUGGUGUCGGGAGGCGGGGACCACGGCCACGAAGUGGUUCAAGUAGCUGGUGGCCACGGAUCGAGCGGAUGGGCGAGAUCGAGUCACGACCUCGCCUACUCCGCCUACAAGCCCUCGUCCUCCACCUAACAAAGGAAAACAAAGGAAGACGACGAGAAAGAGAGAUCAAGAGAUUGCCCUUGCCUUUUCAAUCUCGUUAGACUUCGCUUUCACGAAUCAUGUCCUUCCUCGACGUCCAGAUGUCGCUUUUCACCACGACCGUUCAUCUCUCUCUCUCCUCUCUCUCCCUUCUCUCUCUCUCCCUCCCUCCCUCUCUCCCUCUUUCCCUCACUCUCUCUCUCUUUCUCACACACGCACAUACGUUACGCUUCCCCAUUUAUCCCCAAACAAAACGAAACGAAACACGAGAAAGAAAAGAGAAUCAUUCCAUCGUCUCACACCAUAUUUAUUUAUUUGUUGCGCGCGGAGCUGCUAGCCAGCCAUGUAUAUUUAUAGAUGUAUGGAAAUAUAUUAAGAUCAAGAUUCGUCCGUA